Prorocentrum cordatum is the source of this 458-nucleotide messenger RNA. NCBI's taxonomy places the organism in Eukaryota, Dinophyceae, Prorocentrales, Prorocentraceae. The record is from the annotation of a GenBank genome assembly.
GGCAGCCCGCCGGGCGGGCGCGGCCGCGCGCGCGGGGCGGAUGGCGGCGGGCAGCAGGUGCAGCCGAGACCACAGCCCGCUGCAGGGCGGCAGGGCGUCGCCGCCGAACAGCAAGAGGGACACGCUGGCGCAGCUGGCGGAGGAGCUCGCCACCGCCAACAAGCAGGCCAGGGACGCGCCCAGAACCCCCGCGCAAGAAGACGUGCUGAGGCUCGCGCUCCUCUCCAAUUCGAGCGGCUGGAGGCCUGGAACGCAGGGCUCGCUGGUCGUCUCGCCCGUCCCGGGCUCGGGCAUCGCAAGGGUCGACGUCGACACGACCCCGUGGGCGCCGUCCCGCGACUCGACGCCGCGUGGCUCGAAGGCGCCGCCGGGGCAGCGCCUGCUGCCGGACGCUCUGCGGCGGCAGCCCGCUGCCGACGGCCGGGAGCCCGCCGAGCCGCGCGAGGCGCGGUCGCCGC